GCGCGCAUGCUCCUUGGAGGUGUUUUUCCAUGACGGCUAGUCUGUACACCCAAACAACAAUUAGCUUCCACUUGCAAACAACACUGCAAUGAGACCAGGUACCGCGCAACACCAGCACGAUGACAUCUUUUCCACAUCGAAAACGUACGUGGAGCACAUGUGCACACACGUAAUGCACGUAAUGUAGGCCUAAACCAAUUUUCAAGAAAUUCAACCUGUCGUUAAUAAGUGCCGCGAAAACCCACGUUGUGCUGUUGACACGAUGGCGGGCAUUCGCGACUCCUCCAAACAAUGUUUCCCGCUGCAGGACAUCAAAUCGGUGGUGUCACUCUUCCGGACAGAACUGACCGAGACCACGGAGCCCAACCUGGCCAUGCUGUCCAUCGCAACUGGCAUCAUCGAGAACGUAUUCACCAGUAACCGCGGUGGCGGGCCCGGGUCGUCCUCCUCAGAUCCCGAGGCAAUCGUAGGCCGUGCUGCUGUCAACAACAGCGGUAUAGUUGCGGCAGUGGCCGUGGCCGCGGCCCCGGUGGGUAUCGAACCCAUCUUUCCCGUGGUGGAGUUGCCCAGCGUGGAGGCUCUGUAUUGCAAGUUCGAGACGCAGAUCAAAGGCUCCGUCGAUCUCAGCGACUACAAACCUGGUUACGCCACAAGAGGGUUGAUCAAGAAGGUCUCAGACAUCAUCUGGAGUUCACUUACAAGGUCGUAUUACAAGGAGAAGGCACAUCUACAGUCACUCUUCAGUUAUCUUACAGGAAACAAGUUGGACUGUUUCGGUGUAGCUGUUGCCGUGGUAGCAGCAUGUCAGAUUCUUGGCUACGAGGAUGUUCAUCUGGCGCUGUCGGAGGACCACGCGUGGGUGGUGUUCGGAGAGGAUGGCACGGACACGGCUGAGGUCACAUGGCACGGCAAGGGAAAUGAGGACAAGAGGGGACAGUCAAUAAAGCUGGGUGUAGCAGAAGGAAGUUGGUUGUAUCUCAAUGAUCACCCGGUAGUCUGCGAUAGAAGGAUGGAGGUGGCUGCUCUAGUCUCUGCUGUCAACCCCUCUGUGAGCUCUUCACUGGACAGCAUAGAGCUUGCGUCGCUUCAGCAGGACCUGAUGUGGUUACUUUAUGACCUUGGCCAUCUCAAAAAGUAUCCGAUGGCCCUCGGUAACCUUGGCGAUUUGGAGAGUAUAGACCCAACUCCUGGUCGGCCGUCAACUAUCGAGUUGUUCGAAGAAGCGAUAGCGGUAGCCGAGAAUGAUUACGAUAACCACCACGUGUACCCCUACACGUACCUAGGAGGUCACCUAUACCGCAACUAUGAGUAUAAGAAGGCUAUGGAGCAGUGGGCUGAAGCCUCAGGAGUCAUCAGUCGGUAUAACUACAACAGGGAGGAUGAGGAAGUCUACAAAGAGUUCAUGGAGAUUGCCAAUGAUUUGAUUCCUUACAUCGUCAAGACUGGCUCUGCUGGCGGUGCCGAGGCACCUAUGAAAGUCAUCAAUGAUCCCGAAUGCUACGGCGACUUUCUGCGUUUCUACGAUGGCAUCUGUCUGUGGGAGGAGGGAAGCACCACUCCGGUCCUACACAUCACCUGGGCCAAGCGCUUCAUUGCCUCAUUGACCCGAUUCUCAGCCGACAUCCGGGAAUUGGUUGAAGUGGAAUCAGGUAGGUCUUGUAGGUUUCACUUGGAGGAGGAAGGGCAGGGGGAAAACGGAAACGAUGAGGAUGGGAGGGAGGCCAAGAAUGAAGUCAAGGAGGAAGAGACGGAAGUCAAGAAAGAGGCCAAAGAAGAAGAAGCUGGUGUUAAGAAAAGGGAGGACUUCAACCAGAAUAUCGUCGUCAAAGGCAGCAGACAAAAGAAGACUGGACUGUCCUUGGGCACAGAUGGCCAGGGAAGAACUGACGCCAAGGGCGUAGACACGGCGAGUGCUGCCACACCGUUUGUGGAUGCGUCUUGCAGCGACACCAUGCUGAACUCGGAGACGGACUUCAACGACUUCUUGAGCACGAGGAGCAACGGCAGCGCUUUCCCCGGCAUGACCAUGGAGUCGGUCAUGAAGGCUGAGAGUCCCGCAGAGAUGGCCUUCAGCCGGCGGUGGAAAUCGCAGAUGUCGGAAGACGAGGAAGGCAAGGAAUUGGAAGACGAUCCGGACAGUCUGAACUCUAGCAGCGACAGUUUGGGUUUGCCGGUCUGCCGGCCACCUGUGGCUCACAUUAUGCUGUACAGUGCCAAGAUGUUGGCGCUGAGGGAGAUCCUGACCAGCUCGGGGAAACUCAACAUGGCCGCCAUCCAACUACAGCUGACUGCUCAGUCGCAGGUACACGUCAGUAAGCGGCCACGCUCUAUCAGCGAGUAUGAGGACUAUGGCAGUCUAAGGAGGCGGCCAAGACGAGAGUAAUGCAGGAUUACUGUCAAGAUACAAAAAGAAAAAAAAAAUGAUGAAAAUGAAAAACGGGUUUGUAUUGAUACUGAAAUGUUGCAUUUGUGACCAGAUCUGAACAAAGCAAGCAUACACGUACGCUCUGAUUGUUACACGCUUGCCCUUACUUGCGGCUUGCACAAAAGUUCAAAUUUUUUCAAAGCCUGACGCUGAGAUAAUGGAUUUCAGUUUUAAAAUAUUUAGAUAUUCUUUUUUGAAGUUGUAAACAAAAAAAAAGGUGUUUUGUAAGAUUUGGUCACAUCUGGUCACGUUUUGAGAUGUACAGGCGUCAAUCCAUAGUAUGCUUGUGUAUGACUUGAUCAGCGCACUGCAAUAGUGUGUUUUAUUUUUUCGCCCUGUUAUUGCCAUCCUCACGAGAUAUGUUUACCAAAGAGUCGAUUUAUUUGGCCAAGUUGAAAGCGACCGAAAUGUUGAGUCAUUCAGAUAAAAAAAAAGUGCAGGGGUGUACAUGUAUGUAGUAUUUUCCUUACUGAUGUAAAAUAAUGCUUUCAAAAAAUUUGAAUUUUUAAGAUGAAUUUUUUUGUCUGUGCAUUUAUGCAGUGUGCUCCUGCCUGGCUUAAAUUAAUUUUUUUGUCAAAAUCUGAUAUAUAAAAAGGUAUUAUAAAAAUGUCCCCCUUUUUUUUCCUGCUUAGACAUUUAAUGUAACUUUCAGGAAAAAUAUCCUGAAAUGAAUUUUCUAGUUGUACAUCUGUGGAUAUUACUAUGUCGUAAACAUUCCAUUUUAAAAUGGCUGUUUAUAGCUAAUAAUUUGCUGAGUUUUUCGAUGCUACCAAAAACGUUUCAUAAAAAUUCAUUAUGAUACAUGUAUAUUUUGUAAGUUGAAUUUUAAUGGUUCAAUAGAAUUGUGCGUAGGAUGGCCAUUAGUAAAACAUGAAAUUGCACCUUCUGUGGGAAGGCCUGGCAAAUUUUAAUUUUAGUUCCCUGUAUUUUCUCUUUUUAAAAUUUUUCCCACCGUUUUUAAUUAUUGAUAAAUUCUGAGAAGGAAAAAGCAGUCAUUUUUUUAAAAGCAUGAAAUGCAUUUCAAUCAAAUCAGAGAAAUUAAAUACAAUUUUUUUUUUUUAUCUCUUGUUUUUGUAUUGACCAAUCUAACGUGAGACAUAAACCCAAAAAGGGGUUUGAAUUCUGUCAGAAUGUUUGACCUUUCAAAUGAAUAUUUUCCAUGUGAACUACACCCAAAAAAAUGAUGUCAUUCUUGUGAAGACUUGCUGGUAUUGGAUAAAUUCUUGGUGAACUCAUCGUGUUACUUAUUUUUUUUUUUUUUAGAUGUUUACAGAAAUAUGCAGUAGUAGGCAGCUGAUACAUUUUAGUCAAUAGUUUUCUGCAUGCAGCUGAAGAGUGUAUAAACGUUUUUCCUUUUUUAAAGAGAUUAGCCUGUUCUUUUUUAAGUGGAACCUUCUAACAUUUUUCUGUCUGUUUCGGGUUUUCGGCCUGAUAUUCUGCCAAAGACAAGCAACGGGUUGAGAAAAAUCAAUUAACAAAUUUUGAUAGCAGUUAAAAUGCUUAAUACAAAUCUCCAUCAAAGUUCCAGUGCUUUUUGACAAACUUCAGGCUUUCAACUAUUCCUACUUUUCCUACUUUUUUCUUGAAAUUCAUACUUUUUCCUACUUUUUGUCCCACAACUCCG
Molecule: messenger RNA, 4049 nt
Organism: Patiria miniata (bat star)
Lineage: Eukaryota; Metazoa; Echinodermata; Asteroidea; Valvatida; Asterinidae
Product: menin-like
Exons: 6
Coding region: 263-2383 (706 amino acids)
Biological process (GO): negative regulation of cell cycle; regulation of transcription by RNA polymerase II; negative regulation of cell population proliferation
Cellular component (GO): nucleus; histone methyltransferase complex; chromatin
Molecular function (GO): chromatin binding; Y-form DNA binding; transcription cis-regulatory region binding
Source: RefSeq, a predicted model, not a curated record